This is a messenger RNA of Thlaspi arvense, 993 nucleotides long. Lineage: Eukaryota; Viridiplantae; Streptophyta; Magnoliopsida; Brassicales; Brassicaceae. The record is from the annotation of a GenBank genome assembly.
AUGAUGCCCAAUUCUAACAUCGGCCCAUCUAGCAUUAAAGAGAUGAAGCCGUCUGAUGUCAAUACCCAUGAUGUAGAUGAGGGCGGCAAGAGCUCAAAGAUCCUGUCUGAAAACAUGUCAAAACUUCACCUUGGCUCUAAAGACGAGAAAGCAGCUCAAAUCGUUGAAGCAAACCCAUUAGCCAAGGACGAUACUUCUGUGGGAACAAAAAGUCGAGGGCACAAGUAUUCGAAGGUCCAUAAGUUCUGGGAGACUCAACCGGUUAUGCAGUUUAAGGAUAUCGGAGACAAGAGUUUGCCUGAAGGCCCAAUUGAGCCCGCAACUGCUUUAUCUAAGGUCAAGCAAGAGCCCUAUAACCUUCCUAGUCUUUUCGAAUGGACCACCUGCGAUAUGAACUCUGAUGAUAUGUGUUUAGAGCUGGUCGAUGUUGAGUUUACAACGCUCCGUAAAAUGACAAUGAGCAUGGCCAACAAGCUUUACAAGUUACCAGAUGCACCCAUCACUCCUGGAUUUAGGAAAAUGGAACCACGUGACGUCCCUGCUGUUACAGGGCUGUUGAGGAACUACCUUAGCCAGUUUGGAGUUGCCACUGACUUUGAUGAAGAUGAUGUCGGGCACUGGCUUCUCCCGAGAGAAGAUGUCGUCCAUAGUUACGUAGUAGAAAGCCCUCAAACUCAUGAAGUCACUGACUUGUGCAGCUUCUAUGCUCUCCCUUUAACAGUCCUUGGUAACUCGAAAUACACUACGGUUGAAUGCGCUUAUUCUUACUACAAUGUUGCGACACAGACCUCGUUUCCUCAGCUGAUGAAUGAUGCCCUAAUCGUCUCUAAGCAAAAAGGUUUUGAUGUGUUCUUUGCGUUGGAUGUGAUGCACAAUGAGAGUUUCCUUAAAGAGUUGAGGUUUGAUCCAGGAGAUGAACAGAUGUACUACUAUUUCUAUAACUACCGUUUGAGAGGUGCAUUGAAGCCAUCAGAAUUUGGGCUUGUUCUCUAG